This is a messenger RNA of Medioppia subpectinata, 405 nucleotides long. The record is from the annotation of a GenBank genome assembly. Lineage: Eukaryota; Metazoa; Arthropoda; Arachnida; Sarcoptiformes; Oppiidae.
AUGACCGUUAAUCAAUUUCUAUUUCAAUAUAAAGGUUGGGGUGAUGUCGGUCUUCACGGAUCCAAUCAGAUUCAGACACCAAACAUAGAUUUAUUGGCGAGUAAUGGCAUCAUUUUGAACAACUAUUAUGUAUCACCACUUUGUAGUCCAUCGAGAAGUGCUCUAAUGACGGGUUACCAUCCAAUUCACACCGGCUUUCAGCACAGUGUCAUCCAUAACGCCCAGCCCUGGGGUUUACCCCUUAAAUUUAAAAUAUUGCCACAAUAUUUAAGACCAUUGGGCUAUGAAACCCAUAUUGUGGGCAAAUGGCACUUAGGCUUCUUCAAGAAGGACUAUUUGCCCACAAACCGGGGCUUUGACUCUCACUUUGGCUUCUGGUCCGGACAUACAGACUAUUACGACCGC